This is a messenger RNA of Ochlerotatus camptorhynchus, 650 nucleotides long. Its product is annotated as endocuticle structural glycoprotein SgAbd-5-like. Lineage: Eukaryota; Metazoa; Arthropoda; Insecta; Diptera; Culicidae. Gene Ontology annotation, cellular component: chitin-based extracellular matrix. The transcript has 3 exons. Bases 254 to 559 code for a protein of 101 amino acids. Gene Ontology annotation, molecular function: structural constituent of chitin-based larval cuticle. The record is from RefSeq and is a predicted model, not a curated record.
UGCGGUCAUAAGUUCAGAGGUGUCCUCUUGCGUGCUUACAGACGACGACGGCGACGACAUUAGAAACGCGCGCGCGUGCAUUCGGCAAACUUCGCUGGUCAGAUAAACGCGGUGGCUGCUAUUAAUAAGGAGUCAAUCAUUCUGCUAGGCUUCAAGUGCUACUAGGAGCGUGUUCAUAGAUUGCGGAUCGCGAACGGAUUUUCUGAGUGGAUUGCAGUUUGAAGCUGCUUUUGGAUAGAACAUUUGUGCAAUCAUGAAGCUUUUGUUCGUAUGCACCUUCGUAUUCCUCGUCGCCAAUCUCACAACGGCUCAGGACGAAGUUCAGAUUGUGCAGUUUACGAAUGACAACAACCCUGACGGAAGCUACAACUUUGCAUACGAACAAUCCGAUGGCCAGAAGCGUGAGGAAACGGGAGUGCUGAAACCGGUGGAAGGCGCUGAAGCGCCUGCAAUUUCCGUCACGGGAUCGUAUGAAUUCACCGAUCCCACCGGGCAGCGCUACCGGGUGGACUACACUGCUGACGAACGCGGAUAUCGGCCAACGGUGACUAAGCUGUAAAGAUUUCCUACCGAUGGAUGUGUAGGUAAUGCAAUAGUACAACCAUGGAAGGAUUUGAGAUUAUAAUAAAUGAUUUCGAAAGAACGAUGAU